AUGCAUCAAGAGGACCAGUUCUCGUCUAAAUGGCGAGUUGCUAAAGCUUGCGCUCGCUGUCAUCGAUUGAAGAGUAAAUGUGUCUACGAGGACCCAACUUUCAAGACCUGUAAGAGAUGUUUCAAUUUGGGUCUCAAAUGUUCAGUUGAUGAAGACCCAACAGCAGUGAAUGCCAGGAAAAGGAAACAUACCAGAACGCAUCAGCAGGUUGCUUCGAGGAUCACAAAGUUGCUUGAUGGUAUCGAUAAGGAGUUGGAAUUCUUCGAAGAGAAACAACCCCAGGAGAACAGUGAGUUCCAUUCGCUGCUUUCCCUCCUCUCAGCAAAGCUCAACCAAGCAGGGGCCAGACUAGCUGACAGCUUCAGCUUGAAUGGCAAGGCCAGUAUCCAAGUCGGGCUUCCGAAUAUUCAUCCCAACACAAAUGUCACACAUGAGCUCAUCUACACCCAUAAGGUGCUCUCUGAACAAGAGGCAAGAAGACGUCUCAGCUACUUCCUCAACGAAAUGCUUCCCUUUUUCCCCAUCGUGGCUCUACUGAGAAGCUUGCAUGACUUCGAUACACUUAUGAAGACGGAUUCUACUCUUCUCCUAACGUGCAUCUUCAUAACCACUGUGAAUGAUAACGCACUUUCCGAUGAAAGUCCGUCAAAGGAGUCAAAUAGGCGGCUUCAUGAAACUCUUAGCCACUACGUCACCACAGAGAUUUCAAAGCAUAUCUUUGAGCGUUCUACAGCGUUCACCUACCACUUGGCAAUUUCUUGCCUUCUAUUAUCGCUUUGGUCCAUACCAUCGGACCGUAAGGGCCAAUUCAGGAGCCAGGUUGACCUUGUAAAUGCCCAUGGAGUGUCUCUUUGUGCUGACGUUGGUAACGUUUCAACAUACCAAAUCAAAGCUCUCGCAGAUGAUAAUUCAUUGGAGAGGAAUAACUUGAGAACAUUUUUGGCUGUUUACAGUUGUUGUGGAUCAUUGAGUUUUUCUUUACCAAGAUUCCGCAUUGUAUCAUGGUGUCUAAGACAUGAUAUCGCCAUAAAGCAAUUACUUACGCGAUACGAGCAAUCAAUACCAACCCCAGAGGAUGUAUUUGUGUGUUGCUUCACGCGAUUAGUAAGAAAAGGGCAGGAAAUUUUCGACUAUUUCAUUUCUCAUGGUGUCACUGUCAGUUUCCUAAGUACUGAAUCGGGUGCUAAGGUAAGGACUCGUUCAGAUGAUACGACAUUUGCUAGCGUCACCAACAGUUUGGAACGCUUUAAAGUUGAGUUGACAAUGAUCCUAGCAGAAAGCGGGUUAAUUGACCCACAGACUUUGGCACCAAGACCGGAAGCAGAGAUACGAAAGUAUUGUCUAAUUAUUGUCUAUCAUCAAUUAAUGAUGAUGAACCAUGACACGCUUCUAAGCUGGCAAAUUUUCCACAUGAAGCCAGAGGCUGACAAUCUGCAAAUAAUUCCGCUCAUAAAACAUCAUGUCAACCGAUUCAAAGAAGCUUGCGACGCAAUCUUGAGUUACUACAUCAAGAUGAACCAGAUUUCAUCUAAAAAUUACCCUACAUGGUUGCAGUACAGGUGUGUUCAUGCGCUUAUUUCAUUGGUGAGAUUACUUAUUCUUAUCAAGACAAAAGCGAAGGGAUUCGAGUUGGACGGUUUUGAUGAAAUCAAGCAAAAGCUUGACUAUUAUAUCCACAAUGUGAGAUCUAUUCUUGACAAUAAUGUUAAGGCAUACGACUCCGUUGUUUCGGGCCGCGUGAAACUAAUUGUUGACAGAAUUGUAAAGUGGAAGAAGGUGGUUGAAAGUCUGAAGAGCUCCAUGAAACUCGACUAUAUUAAUAUCACUCAAACCAUGAAGGGUCAAGAGAUGGAGAAGCUCAAAGACCCCACAAGUGCUCCAAGCAAUGGUCGCAAGAGAAUCAAAGUUGAAGUUCAGGAGGAUGUUGAAAAGGGUACCGAGAAUACUCCAGAUAGCGGUACAAGCUUUGAUCCUGAAGAAUUUUUGCCUCAGUUCCCAGACCUUACAAUGGCAUCCAACACAGAGAUUUUCAAGGAUUUCGACCGUGACUUUUUGAGUUGGGUUUCGAUGAAUCUACUCUAUUCUUGA
Candidozyma haemuli is the source of this 2088-nucleotide messenger RNA. RefSeq names its product Zcf39p (gene ZCF39). Lineage: Eukaryota; Fungi; Ascomycota; Pichiomycetes; Serinales; Metschnikowiaceae. Bases 1 to 2088 code for a protein of 695 amino acids. Gene Ontology annotation, cellular component: nucleus. Gene Ontology annotation, biological process: regulation of DNA-templated transcription. The transcript has 2 exons. The record is from RefSeq and is a predicted model, not a curated record. Gene Ontology annotation, molecular function: transcription cis-regulatory region binding; DNA-binding transcription factor activity, RNA polymerase II-specific; zinc ion binding.